AUGACGAGGCCCGUGUUCAGGAAGAUGAUGGUGUCGGGUUGGCUCGGUUCUGGAUCAGGGAAGCCGCCAAUCACAUGCGUCAUAGCCGAUGGAGUGCUAAGUUUAGCGGUGGACGUGGCUAAGGAGGUUGGAUUGCCCGUAAAUAUUGUUCAGGACAGUGAGUGCUUCCUGCUAUUGGGCUUAUUCCUGUAUCCCUCGACUCGUAGAAGUUGGAGACCUCUCCCAUUUACGGGGAAUGACUUGGACGUGCCAAUAAACAGCAUCCGGGGGUUGGACGGGUUUCUGCAGCAAAUCUUCCAGGCUUUUGUAGAUGUAAAGACUUUGAGCGAUGCAACUUUGCAAUUCGUAGUUAAUGAAGGCCAACAGAAUUUUAGGGUCGAUGCACUAAUACUCAACACGUUCGAAGAACUUGAGUUGCCUGUACUCGAACACACCCCUGGAAAAACUCCAAAACUGUAUGCCGUCGGACCUCUCCAUGCCCCUCUCAAAUCAAGAUCCCCUCAUGAAAUGGCGUUCUGGUCGUCAAGUAGAAAUCUCUGGAAAGAAGACCGGAACUGCAUGGGGUGGCUCGAUAAUCAGCCUGCCAGAUCAGUCGUGGACGUGAGUUUUGGUGGCAUAGUGGUCAAGACGGCGGAUCGGUUCCUAGAGUUCUGGCACGGCCUGGUCAAUAUCGGGAAGCACUUCGUGCGGGCAAUAAGGGCGGGUUUAAUCCCCAGCGACGGAUGGGCCCUCCUAGAUGAGCUUAUGAAGGCGACUGAGGAGAGGGCGCGAAUAGUGGAGUGGGCCCCACAGGAGGAGGUCCUAGAUCACCCUGUGAUCGAGGGCUUCCUUAUGCAUGCAGGGUGGAACUACGUGCUCGAGGGCGUGACCGCCAGGGUGCCAAUGACAUGCUGGCCGUGCUACGCGGACCACUUCUUGAAUGCGAGGUUUGUGAGUGAGGUGUGGAAGGUUGGGUUGGACAUGAAGGACCCGAAGUAUGAUGGGGAUGCCGUGGAAAGAUGGUUGGGGAGUUAUUGGAUGACAGAGAGGAUGAGUUCAGGGGCUCAGCUGAAAAGUUGA
This is a messenger RNA of Punica granatum (pomegranate), 1059 nucleotides long. The record is from RefSeq and is a predicted model, not a curated record. NCBI's taxonomy places the organism in Eukaryota, Viridiplantae, Streptophyta, Magnoliopsida, Myrtales, Lythraceae.